AAUUAAUAAAAAUGGGCCAACAGAGCCCCGACUACUAAUAUAAAUGUGGUAUAGAAUCCACCUCCUUCUUCCAUGUACUCCCUAGCUCCCUCCAUCUCUCGUCUAGAAAUGGAAGUUUCAGGUGCCAGAGCCGCAGUGUAUGUGGGUUUAAUUAGCAUAGCAGUUGCAUUGGCAUGGAGAGUGUUGAAUUGGGUUUGGUUCAGGCCGAAGAGGCUAGAAAGGUUCCUGAGACAACAAGGUCUUUCUGGCAAUUCUUAUCGACUUCUGUUUGGCGACAUGAAGGAAAGCUCCGUGAUGAUAGAAGAAGCAAAAUCAAAACCCAUGAAUCUGUCCCAUGAUACAGCUCCACGUGUCCUUCCCUUCCUCCAUGAGACGGUCAAGAAUUUUGGUAACAAUAGUUUUACAUGGCUUGGCCCCUAUCCAAGUGUGAUCGUUGGGAAUCCAGAAGACGCGAAGGAUGUCUUCGCCAAAUAUGUUGAUUUUCAAAAGCCAAAAUCAAAUCCGGCUGUGCAGUUGAUUGUAACAGGUCUUGUAAAUCAUGAGGAAGAGAAAUGGGCUAAACACCGCAGGAUUAUUAAUCCAGCAUUCCACGCUGAGAAGUUGAAGCAAAUGGUACCAGCAUUUGAGGUAUGUUGUAGCAAGAUGAUGAGCGAAUGGGAGGAUCUCGUUUCCAAGGAAGGAUCAUGUGAGUUAGAUGUAUGGCCUUUUCUGCAAAAUUUGACAGCCGAUGCGAUCUCUAGAACAGCUUUUGGGAGUAGCUAUCAAGAAGGAAGAAAAAUAUUCCAACUCCUAAGGGAGCUAGCUGAACUUAUAACGAAUCAUAUUUACUCUGUUAGUGUCAACAUUCCUGGAUGGAGGUUUCUGCCAACAAAGAUGAACAAGAGGAUGAUGGAAAUCGACAAGGAAAUAAAAGCUACGCUCAAGGACCUGAUCAACAUAAGAGGGGAAGAAAUGAAAAUGGGAGGUGGGACUAAAGAUGACUUAUUAGGCAUACUUUUGGAGUCCAAUUUUAAAGAAAUCCAACAGCAUGGAAACAAGAAGAGUGUUGGGAUGAGUACUAAAGAUGUGAUCGAUGAAUGUAAACUAUUUUACUUAGCAGGCCAUGAGACCACCUCAGUGUUGCUUGUUUUUGCCAUGAUUUUAUUGAGUAUGCAUCCGAAUUGGCAACACCGUGCAAGAGAAGAAGUCUUGCAAGCUUUUGGUAACAAGAAGCCAGAUUUUGAUGGCAUAACCCACCUUAAAGUCGUAACAAUGAUUUUGAAUGAGGUUCUUAGAUUAUAUCCACCAGUGCCUGCAUUUCAUCGAAAAGUUCACAAGAAAACACAACUUGGAAAGUUGACAUUGCCAGCUGGAGUGUACGUCUUAAUACCAUCGCUGCUUGUUCAUCAUGACAAGGAACUGUGGGGUGAAGAUGCAACUACUUUCAAUCCGGAAAGAUUUUCCGAAGGAGUUUCAAAGGCCACAAAUGGUCGAGUUUGUUUUCUUUCUUUCGGUUGGGGACCUCGGAUUUGCAUUGGACAAAACUUUGCCAUGAUGGAAGCAAAAAUGGCUCUGUCAAUGAUCCUACAGAGAUUCACCUUUGAGCUAUCCCCAUCCUAUGCUCAUGCUCCUCACUUUGUCCUUACUCUUCAGCCACAAUUUGGUGCUCAUAUUAUUUUACAUAAACGUAAUUAAUGCUAUAAGUAAUUAAUGCUAUAGAAUUAUGAAUAAUAGAUACAAAUAUUGUCUAUAUAUAUACAUAUAUAUGUUUAUGUAUACAUGUUUGUAUCAAUUAAAACUUCUGAAGUUUGGAUGCAAUUGUUAUUACAUCUAUGAAGUUCUUUUCUAUUACUGAUAAA
Ziziphus jujuba (common jujube) is the source of this 1838-nucleotide messenger RNA. RefSeq names its product cytochrome P450 CYP72A219. Gene Ontology annotation, molecular function: iron ion binding; oxidoreductase activity, acting on paired donors, with incorporation or reduction of molecular oxygen; monooxygenase activity. The coding region runs from base 73 to 1674 and encodes 533 amino acids. The transcript has 5 exons. Lineage: Eukaryota; Viridiplantae; Streptophyta; Magnoliopsida; Rosales; Rhamnaceae. The record is from RefSeq and is a predicted model, not a curated record.